Penicillium subrubescens is the source of this 1923-nucleotide messenger RNA. RefSeq lists its product as uncharacterized. Gene Ontology annotation, biological process: transcription initiation at RNA polymerase I promoter; nucleolar large rRNA transcription by RNA polymerase I. Gene Ontology annotation, molecular function: RNA polymerase I general transcription initiation factor activity; rDNA binding. Bases 1 to 1923 code for a protein of 640 amino acids. Gene Ontology annotation, cellular component: RNA polymerase I upstream activating factor complex. The record is from RefSeq and is a predicted model, not a curated record. NCBI's taxonomy places the organism in Eukaryota, Fungi, Ascomycota, Eurotiomycetes, Eurotiales, Aspergillaceae. The transcript has a single exon.
AUGAGCAGUUCCGAGUCAUCCUUUGCGCCCGACGAAAUUUCCGACUCCGAGUCCGCAUUUAGUGUCGAUGAAAAGCCGCAGCGGGCGCGUAGUCGGCGCUCUUCGUCGCGAAUUGAGACAGUGAAUGUCUCAUCCGACGAUGAGAAUAAAGAAGGCAUCUUCUCAGAUUCACAUCCGGAAUCCGACUUAGACCCAACCCCAGGCUUCGACGUCCGAGAUAACCAAUUCGAAACACUUCAUGAUCACAUUCAACGUGUGUCGCCGAAUAUCCUUGAGGCCUAUGCCUCGCUCGUGACGGAGGUCGAAAACGAUAUUACUUUCUCGACAGUCAGAGAAGAUGAGGAGAUUCACAACGUCCAUCAACAUGGAGCGGUGAUCUGGACUGCAACGGAGAAAGAGAUUCUAUACAAUGUGCUUGAUAGGAAAGGCAAAAAUGGCAUCAAAGAGAUUGCCGCUGCGAUUGGGACCAAGUCGGAACUCGAAGUCAUGGAUCAUCUCCGGCUUCUCCAUCGCGGUCUAGCAAGCCAGCAUCUUCUCGAGCGACACGUCAAAACCGUCAUCAUGGGUGACGUCCCUGCCGCCGCCGAGGUCAGCGAGCAGUGCUGCGCUGAGCUAGAGGAGUAUGCUCGUGGUCUCAGGGCAAAAGAGGACCUUGACUCCGUACGGGCUGCGCGGAUGCGAUACGACGAUAAUUGGACUGUCAAUACCGCUCAGGCCCAACAACUGCUAGCGGCUGAACAGGAUGUCCCGUUACGUGGCGAUAUACACCUUCCUGCCAACCUUCUCAAUCUCCCAACAUGGAUUAAACUCGAACAGCGAUUCUUUAUGAAUUUCGGCGGUUCGCAACAGGCAGAUAACUGGGUGAAUAUCGUCCAGGCGAAAAAUGAAUCGCCCUCAAUCAGCGGCGAUGCACUCAUGGACUUUUACGCCCUGACUGUCAGCCUCACACGUCGUUUGAUACAGUCAUCACAGUUCAUGGCCAUGAGUCGGAUACGCAGCCAGCGCCAGUACGGCCGUACACGAGCCAAUGCGGUUCGCAAGAAAGAUGUCAAGGCCGCCAUCAACAUUCUAAACAUGAAACACAAUCGAUCGAACUUUCUGCUCAAACUUGCCCGCCGGAACGAGCUAGUUAUUGAGGACAGACAACAAAAAAAGGGCUGGAAGGCCAAAACAUUCGACUACGAUCUGGCCGAGAUGAUUCUCAACGGAGAAAUAGAUUACUUCAAACGCGUCAAAGACGUAACCCUCGCCAAUGCAACGGACACCGACGUCGAAGUCGAAGAAGAAGUCGAAGAAGAAGACUACGACAAAGAAUAUUCCGACGAGGAAGACUCACACCACCCAUCAAGAAUGAGAUCCCGACAACCAACCGAACCCCCCUCCCCCAAUCCAUCAUCAUCCUCAGAUGACAACCCCUUCGACGCAGAAGAAGAGCACGCCGACACCCUCGACCGAGAACACAGUCGCACCGAAGAACUCAAACUCUGGCAUCUCCUCGAAAAACAAGCCCCACCUUACCUCGAAACCCCCAUUACAACAUACCAAGACGACAAAGAUGCCUCGCGCAGACCCGCCGCCGAACGCAAAGCCCCCCAAGACAUGGUCGAAUGGCGCGAUCGUGUCCUCUACCGUGGUGAAUGGGAGGAGUUCGGGUAUGAAGUAGGCGAUGUGGAGGAUGCGCUGGUUGAGAAUCGGCGGAAGAGGCGUCGUAUUGAUGAGCCGCUGUCUGCUUCGGUGGUUAAUAGUGAAGACGAUGAUAAUGAAGACGAGGAUAUGCCGCAGCUUGGUGCUGAGGAGCAUACGCGGGUUGAACCUCCUAAGUAUGGGUCUGCAGGGUGGGAUGCAUUUUUGCAUUCGUUUUUGACACCAGGUCAACCUCAAUCUACUAGGAGUAUUCCCAAUGAUGCUAGGAUCCGCCGGUGA